AUGGAGUCGUACAAAAACCCACCAUGUUGCAUUAGCUACUUUGAAGUAAAUGGUGUUUGCGAAGUAUGUCCCCCGGGUUCCUAUGGAGUAAACUGCUCUGAGGAGUGUCCAAAAGGCUUUUAUGGUCGUUUUUAUGAGGAAAAUUGUACAUGUACAGACAUCUGUGAUAAGCAAUAUGGCUGUGUGGAAACAACUAGUGAGAGAAAUUUGGUUGUCAGUCAUGAUGAAGAGAAAACUCCCAACCUAUCUUUCUUUUCCUCGGUGUUUAUAAUAAUGUUGGUGAAAUCAGUGGUAGGAAUAGUCAUCUGCUUCCUUGCUAUUUUUGGUACAACUGUUUAUUUCGCAAAAAAGUCCAGGGUAACAAGAUGGAGUAUUUACGCAUGUGCUGCUUCAGCACAGGAAAUGCAACAAGAGGACUAUAGUGUGAUCCUAACAAACAGGACAGAUCAACCUUAAUGUGCAAGAAACAAAAGAUUUUGAAAAAUCAAUAGGUUGAAUUUAGUUUCUUUUGCA
Messenger RNA from Saccostrea cuccullata (small rock oyster), 513 nucleotides. RefSeq names its product cell death abnormality protein 1-like. Lineage: Eukaryota; Metazoa; Mollusca; Bivalvia; Ostreida; Ostreidae. The coding region runs from base 1 to 456 and encodes 151 amino acids. The transcript has 5 exons. The record is from RefSeq and is a predicted model, not a curated record.